GAUGUGUGCCGUGGAUGACAAGCGUCCAGCACGUCGCAACAACAGCAGCGCAGCGGCGGCUGUGGAGCAGCUCUUCCCCGCUCAUCACCCCGACACUCCGAGCUCUCCGAGGAUCGACCCCCCCGCGCCGCGUCCCAGCAUGGCCACCCACACGACGGCGUCCUGCACCGGGUCCACUCUGCUGCAGCCCAUCAGCGAGAUCAUCAAUCUGCCUCUGGACCAGGUGAACUUCGUGGCCGGCCAGCUGUUCGCCCUGCUGAUGGCCGUGUGGUUCCGGAUCUACCUCCACCCCAGCAAGACCAGCCCCUUCGUCCGACACGUGGUGGCCACGCUGCUGGGCUUCUACCUGGCCCUCUUCUGCUUCGGCUGGUAUUCCCUCCACUUCCUGGUCCAGAGUGGGCUGUCCUACAGCGUCAUGGUCUUCGCCGGUCUGGAGCACAUGCACAAGUACUGCUUCAUCGUGACGCUGGGCUACCUGAUCCUGUGCCAGAUCACCAGAGUCUACGUCUUCGACUACGGCAUGUACUCAGCAGACUUCACCGGACCCAUGAUGGUCAUAACGCAGAAGAUCACCAGCAUGGCGUUCGAGAUCCACGACGGUUUGACCAAACGAGAGGGGCAGCUGACCCCCAGCCAGAAAUACCUCGCUAUCAGCCGGAUGCCCAGUCUGCUGGAGUACCUGAGCUACAACUGUAACUUCAUGGGCAUCCUGGCCGGGCCCACCUGCUCCUACAACGACUACAUGGCCUUCAUCGAGGGGACGGGCUACCAGCCGCGCCACCAGGACAACGCCAACGCCAACGGCAAGGAGAACGGGAAGUGCCGACAGAGCGAGCCGUCCUCCAAGAACGACGUGGUGUCCAAACUGUGCACGUGCGCCGUCACGCUGGCCAUCUACCUGUCGCUGUGCAAGCUGCUGCCGGUGGAGCGCUGCAUCGACGAGGACUUCGUCAACAACACGCCGUUCCACCUGCAGGUCCUCUACCUGUACCUGGCCAUGCUGGCCCUGCGGCCCAAGUACUACUUCAUCUGGACUCUGGCCGACGCCAUCAACAACGCCGCCGGCUUCGGAUUCAACGGCUACAACAAGGACGGCUCGCCGCGCUGGGACCUGAUCUCCAACCUGAGGAUCCUGGACAUCGAGUUUGCCACCAGUUUCAAGCUCUUCCUGGAUAACUGGAACAUUCAGACGUCUCUGUGGCUCAAAAGAGUGUGUUACGAGCGUUGUCCCAUCAACCCCACCGCCGCCACCUUCCUGCUAUCAGCCAUGUGGCACGGCGUUUACCCCGGAUACUAUCUCACCUUCCUCACCGGCAUCGUCAUGACGAUGGCCGCACGCGCAGUGCGACACAACAUCCGGCCGUACUUCCUGGGCUCCGCCUCCCACAAGUGUGUGUACGACGUGCUGACGUGGCUGGCCACCCAGGUGGCCAUCAGCUACACCGUGGUGCCGUUCGUGCUGCUGGCCGUGGGGCCGUCGCUCCACUUCUACAGGUCCUGGUACUUCUGCCUCCACCUGCUGUGUCUGCUGGUGGUCCUGGUUCUGCCGGUCCGGUCGAGACGCCGGCAGCCCCCGGAGCCGCGGGACGCCGUCCAGGAGGAGCGCCGGGCCGACCACAACAGCACGGACAACAACUGCAACCAGAAGGACAAGGCCACAUGAGGCCGGCGGCACGAGCGCUGAGGCGGCGGCGGCGGCGCCGUCCACCCCGCCGCCAAACCCGAUAUCUCCCAGAAUCCGACCAGACACAACCCACAAGUCUCCAGCUCGUCCAGCCCUCCAGUAGCAAGGACCACCGCACCUCCGACACGGACAGGACCCCUCCCCGAGCGCCCGGGGGCGGCGGAACGCAGGACUCAAGCUGCCUUAAACCCUCCACGUACUGGACGUGCGGGCGGAGCGGCGUGGGGCGGGGCUGGGCGGGGCGGGGGCGGGGCGGGGCGGUAUGUGGAGGGUUUGUGUGGUGGUCUGGAUCUGGAUCUGGAUCUGGAUCUGGAUCUGGAUCUGACAGAAGAAACCUUGAUCAUCAGCUGCCAACUUCAAACUAACAGCCUUAGAUCUGUGACUCCGCCCUCCACCACACUACUGAUCCAUCCUCUCUGGGGGUUCGUGAUGCAUUGACUGUGGGGGGGUUUGGGGGGGGCUUCGAUGAUGGAGUUCUGUUUUUUUGUUUUUUUUAAUACCUGCUGCUUUAGUUCUGACUGCCGGGACUCGUCAGAUGAUGGUGUGUUUCAAAGGGACUUCAUUUCUCCUGGGCUGGAUCGGCGGUUCUCAAAGUGUGGGGCCGGGGCCCCGACAGAGGCCCUCGGACAGACGGUUGGGGGUCUGGGAGGGGGGGGGUCUUCAUCAUGUUUUUCAGAAUAGGAAUGAAAAAGUGAAGGAUUUCAACAAAAUCCACAUUUUGAGGUGCAGAUACUUCAGAUUAAAAGCUUCUGACUUGCAGAAGAAAGAGUUUCUUCACCUUUGAACCUCAGUAGUGGGUUCGGGGGGGUGGUGGGGGGGGGUGAUGGGGGGGUCUCGUCCACUCACACUCUGAGAACAGCUGAAUCAGCUCUUGUUUUUCUUCUGUUGGGGUAGAGCCGUGUGUUUUCUGUUGGAUCUGCUCUUAUUGUUCACACUACCAGAAUCCCCCGCGUUGCUUCUCUAACACCGGUUUCCAGACACGACGUAUUAAAAAAGGGGUGAACUAAUCCUACUGGAGCGGGGAGACGCGGCGGGGCGUGGAUGUCCUCGUCCAACAGCUGUACAGUCGGGGUCAGAGGUCAGCUUUCUGUUCAGAGCGAGGCUUUUCCCGCCAUGACCGUCACAAGCCGGUCGGACGGAAGGGAGAAGAGGCGUGCACGUGCUGCGGCGCGCACGUGGCUUCAGGGUGCGUCUACUGUACGGUGGAAGACACACCGGUUCCUCACCUUCAUCCUCCACUCCACACUUUAACAGCAGGGGUGUCACACGGCGGAGGCCAGCUCCUUCGCGUCCCUCUGAGACUUUCUAACAUUUGCAUCGUCCUGCCAUGACUCUGUGUGUGUGUGUGUAUGUGUGUGUGCGUGCGCGUGUGUGUAGCAGUAUUCAUGUGAUCCGUACAUGUGGAUGUGAUCUGGAGUGAACUCUACUUGUAGCCGGGCGCUGUGUACCUGAGAGCGGCCCUCCGUCAGUACCGGGACUCAUCCUGCCGACACUGCAUGGCCCCAACCAGCAGAUCAAUGCAAACUGCUCCAUGUGUCCCAAGUGCCAAACCAUGACCGGCGCAUCUCCUUUUUUCUUUAUUCCGUGUGUUUGUGGCGUGCACGAGGGCCUGCGUGUGCGUGUGUGUGUGCGUUGGUGUGUGUGUAUGUGUGUGUGUGUGCACGCGCGCCUGUGUUACAUGAUGGUUAUUUUUGUGUCAGAAGGAAAUUUAUUGAAAGAUUUGUAUAACAGUUCAUUAAAAUUCUGAUUUAUGUGGCAAAAUAAAGAGAAAUUAUUUUUAAACACUAA
This is a messenger RNA of Salarias fasciatus (jewelled blenny), 3472 nucleotides long. It is a transcript of the gene mboat2a, whose product is annotated as membrane bound O-acyltransferase domain containing 2a. Gene Ontology annotation, cellular component: membrane. Gene Ontology annotation, molecular function: acyltransferase activity. The transcript is spliced from 13 exons. The record is from RefSeq and is a predicted model, not a curated record. Lineage: Eukaryota; Metazoa; Chordata; Actinopteri; Blenniiformes; Blenniidae. Gene Ontology annotation, biological process: lipid modification. Bases 2 to 1663 code for a protein of 553 amino acids.